AGAAAGCAAAAGCAUUCCCAUAUGCCAAAGAUGGCUAAUUUCAUGUCUUUUAUCACCCUUAUUUGCAUUCUUUCUCUCAGUCCACGCCCUGCAUUUGCAGCUGAUACACCAGAAGCAAGCAGUUUACGAACAUAUAUUGUUCAUGUCGAGAGACCUGAUGGAGAAGAACUUGUCCCCCAGUCCGCGAGAAGCAGCAAUCGUAUGAUUUUCUCAUAUCGUGAGGUGUUUAUAGGAUUUGCUGCUAGAUUAUCACCAGACGAGGUGAAAGACAUGGAAAAGAAGGAGGGAUUCGUUUAUGCAAGACCUGAUGAAAUGCUGUCCUUGCACACAACUCAUUCUCCCAGUUUUUUGGGAUUGAAUCAGAACACAGGUUUUUGGAAGGAGUCCAAUUACGGUAGAGGUGUGAUUAUUGGAGUCUUGGAUACUGGAAUAUUUCCUCAACACCCGUCCUUUAGCGACGUUGGGAUGCCGAGGCCACCGGCUAAAUGGAAGGGGAGGUGCGAGAGGAAUACCAUAACAUGCAACAAUAAGAUCAUUGGAGCUAGGUACUUUGUACAGUCUGAUGACCAAAAUGCUGGCCAUGGCACUCACUGUGCCGGAACUGCUGCAGGGAACUUUGUGAGAGGUGCAAACAUUUUCGGCCUUGCUAACGGGACAGCAGCCGGCAUUGCACCAUAUGCUCACCUAGCCAUUUACAAAGUAUGUGAUGUAACAUGUCCAACAAGCAGCAUACUUGCUGGAAUUGACGCUGCUGUGGCGGAUGGUGUGGAUGUGCUCUCCAUUUCUCUUUCUUCAGCUGGAAAUAAUUUCGCCCAGGAUCUUACAGCAGUAGGUGCCUUCGGUGCUAUGGAGAAGGGCGUAUUCGUUAGCUGCUCAGCGGGAAACCGCGGUCCAUUUAGCUACACUCUAUCCAACCCCGCACCUUGGGUCCUCACUGUUGGUGCAAGUACCACGGAUAGAAAAACAAGAGCCACGGCAGUGCUUGGAGACUCCCAACUGUUCCAUGGUGUAUCUGCUUUUCAGCCAAACAAUUUUCCCACAACAAUGUUGCCUCUUUUGUAUGCAGGAACGCUCAAUCCUAGUGAUCCAAUGGCUCGAUUCUGCAGCAGAUCCUCAUUGAACAGUAUGGACCUUCGAGGGAAAAUAGUAUUGUGUGAUAUUGGCGGAGUAACAGCAGUUGAAAAAGGACAGGCAAUAAGAAGUGCUGGUGGUGCCGCCAUGAUUCUGGUAAACGAUGAAUCUUAUGCAAACACAAUCUUGGCAGAUCCCCAUGUCCUUCCUGCAACACAUGUUAGUCAUGCAGAUGGAUUAAGGAUUAAAGCUUACAUAAACUCAGCGAGAGCACCAGUUGCCACAAUUCGUUUUAGUGGUACUUUGUUAGGUGAUAAUCGUGCACCCGUUGUUGCUGCCUUCUCCUCUAGAGGACCAAACUCUCUAAGCCCUGGCAUCCUCAAGCCCGACAUUUUAGGCCCUGGAGUUGACAUUCUUGGACCAUGGAAUAUUGCUCUUGAAAAUAAUCCAAACACAAAUUUCAGAUUCAACAUGGUUUCAGGUACCUCAAUGGCAUGUCCACACCUUAGUGGCGUGGCAGCACUACUCAAAAGUGCGCAUCCUAACUGGUCUCCAGCUGCAAUUAAGUCAGCAAUCAUGACCACUGCAGAUGUCGUAAAUCAUGCAGGGGGCGCAAUCCAGGACGAAAGGUUCCUUCCAGCCGGCAUCUUUGCCACUGGGUCCGGCCAUGUGAAUCCAUCCAGAGCAAAUGAUCCAGGACUAGUCUACGACAUUCAACCCCAAGAUUACAUUCCUUAUUUGUGUGGUUUAAACUACACAAACAGCCAAGUCAGCAGUAUUGUAGGGCGCCGGGUGAAUUGCUUAGAGGAGUCACACAUACCAGAAGCCCAACUCAACUAUCCUUCUUUCGCCCUCACUUUCGCGCCUUCAUCGACUACUCAGGUGUAUACCAGGACCGUAACAAACGUUGGCGAUCCUAUCUCAUCUUACAAUGUGGAAAUUUUCCCACCAUCAGGGAUUGAUGUUCGUGUCUUUCCCACUACACUCAACUUCACACGGGUAAACCAACAAAUGCAUUAUCUGGUCACAUUCAGCAGAUUGACAUCUACACUGAAUGGCGUAGUUGUUCGAGGUUUCUUGAGAUGGACUUCUUCCAAGCAUUCUGUUAGGAGCCCUAUUGCAGUUAUACUGCAGUGAUAUCCCUGAAAGUAUUACUUGAUCAAAUAUUGGAAUAAGUUAUAUAUAACAAUAAUGAGGUGUUAUAAAUAAGGAUCAAUAUAAACACCUUGGAAUAAAAGUCUGGCCUGAUCUUGCCCUUUUA
Sesamum indicum (sesame) is the source of this 2332-nucleotide messenger RNA. The record is from RefSeq and is a predicted model, not a curated record. NCBI's taxonomy places the organism in Eukaryota, Viridiplantae, Streptophyta, Magnoliopsida, Lamiales, Pedaliaceae.